CUAAUUUUCACGCCAGCAUUGUAAAUGGUGGUUGUGCCACCGUGCCCCAACACAGUGAUCACCUGCCGCCGCCGCCGAUGCCGUCCCCUCGUCUGCCAAAUCCGUCGCCGAAGCUCGUGUGCCUCCCACUCCUUCUCGCGUUCGCCGUCGCCGCGACGCUGUGGUACAGUGCCGAACUCCAUGAGAUACUGGCACGCGUCACGGAUCUCCGCCCCGCACCGCACCCAGGCCCAGGCCCAGGCCCAGGCCCAGCUAUGGUCGCCGCAAUCCGCGACGGGCAGACAUCCUUCGCGCUCCGCCUCGCCAAGCACCUCGCGCCGGCAGGCGGCAACGCCACCAAGGGAAAUGUCGCCUUGUCCCCGGUGUCCAUCCACGCGGCGCUGGCGCUCCUGGCCGCGGGGGCGCGCGGCGCGACUCUCAACCAGCUGCUCGCCUUCCUCGGGGCGCCGUCAGCGGCGGGCCUCGCCGAUUGCGGGCGCCUCAUCGUCCAUCGCGUCCUGGGCGAUCGAGCGGAUUCCGGAGGGCCGCGCGUCCUCUUCAGCGGCGGUAUCUGGAUCGACGCCUCGCGCGGCGGGCUCAAGACGGCGUUCCGGGACGUCGCGGUUCAGUCCUACAAGUCCGAGGCCCGCACCGUGAGCUUCGCCAGCGAGCCGGAGGAAGUAGCCAAGGCGAUCAACAGUUGGGUAAAGAAGGCCACGAACAACCUAAUCGACUCCAUUAUCUCCGCCGACGACUUCGCCGCCGGCACCGACCUCGUGCUCGCCAACGCGGUCUACUUCAAGGCCAAGUGGGACGUUCCGUUCGAACCGCGCCGCACGCGGCCCAGCACGUUCCACCGGCUCGACGGCAGCCGUGUCGAAGUACAGUUCAUGUCCCGGACCAUGUACAGCGCGCAGUACGCCUCGUGCGUCGACGGGUUCAAGGUGCUCAAGCUCCCCUACGAGCACGGCCGAGACGACGUACACAAGCAUGGCCGAGGCGGCGCAGCUGGCGUGGCUUCGCCUGACGCGGACGACACACAGUACUCCAUGUACCUCUUCCUCCCGCACGAGCGCCAGGGGAUCGCCAAGAUGGUGGACGCGAUCACCGCCAAGCCAGACUACCUGUACAAUGUCCUGACCAAGGCGGCGGCUACGACCGUCAGGGUUAUGCUGCCCAAAUUUGAGAUAAGCUUCGAGCGGGACCUUGUCGGUGACCUCCGUCAGCUGGGGCUCUCGCUGCCAUUCUCGUCAGUGUCGGCCGACCUGCAGGGCAUUUUCGAGAAGGAAAGCGGCACAUUCCUGAGCAAGCUUCUGCACAAAGCAGUCGUCAAGGUGGACGAAGACGGGACUGAGGCGGCUGCGGUCACAAUUGGGCUAUUUGAUACUACUGCAAGGCAGCGAGUGCCACCGGUCCAGUUCGUCGUUGACCAUCCGUUCAGUUUCUUCAUCAUGGAGGAGCGGUCAGGGGUGAUCGUCUUCGCCGGCCAUGUCCUUGAUCCCACCAACUGAUCAGCAUAGCAUCGAGAUUACAGAAACUUCCAUGUCAAAAAGAGAUUAUAUAAACUUCAGGCAUUGGCUAUUUGCUUGAUUCUGCUAUCUCCUUGUGCUCAUUAUCUUGGAAAGAACACUACUACAAGCACCAUGGAUGCACGCGUGUCCAGGCCUGGGCGAACAUUGUGCAACAUUGUCGCACUGAAAGGAGUUCAUCAUGGUUCGCCACUACUACAUUUCAGUUUCGCUAACAACAGGGGUUCAGCAUGGUUUCUUUUAUUUAUUUCUCUGCUCCCACCAGAGCCAAAGGAGGCGUACUGUCAUAUUGCGUACUGUAGCUCGUCCGGCAACCUGAAAGUUUCAGCAAGUUUUUCAAAUGGGAACCUGCAUGUGCAUAGUUUGAUUUCAA
Molecule: messenger RNA, 1881 nt
Organism: Lolium perenne
Lineage: Eukaryota; Viridiplantae; Streptophyta; Magnoliopsida; Poales; Poaceae
Product: serpin-ZXA
Molecular function (GO): serine-type endopeptidase inhibitor activity
Source: RefSeq, a predicted model, not a curated record